UUGGGUACGUUAUCUGCAUCAACAAGCAUCUAUCCAUUUCCAUGCUGUGUGGGCAUACAUGGCGUCACUUGUCACCCCCGCGCAUGUUAGCAACUGCAAACCCUUACUCUGUUCCACUUCCAAGGCGAGGCCAGUGCGGUGCGCACUGUCACCCCCAACAUGGCGAGAGAGCCGCCGCAUGGUGUCCAUCUCUCUGGUUCUCUCCAACCUCCUUCUCAUUCCUAACCGUGCUGAAGGAGGUGUUUUUGAUAAGUAUGUUAAGAGGAAAAAGCUUGAUCCUCUAGAGACUUAUGUUCCAGCUGUCAUACUUACAGAGUUCCAGUUCAAGGACUUGGAAAAAACAUUAGAGGUUGAUAAGCCCCAAUUUGACCUCUGCCGGUCUCUACUUCGUUCUGGGCCUGCAGCAUCCCUUCGUGUAAAUAUUCGAGCAGUGGCGCAGUACGCAUCUGACAGUGGCAAUGGUAAAACUGCAAUGAACAAUGUUGAUGACUGUCUGAGGUCACUAGAGGAACUUGAUUCCCUGUUUCUGAAUGCAUCAAGAAAUGAUCCUGCAGCCUCAGUCAAAUCAAUGAAGGCAAAAAUCAGUACUGCCCUUGGUGCUCUAGACAGCCUCUUACAAACUGUACCUUCGGAUGUGCUAAGUAAGGGAAAGGUUAUAGCUGAUUCAUACAGGGACCAGGAAGAUGUGGAAACAGAGAGUUUAGACCCUGAGUUAAAGCAAUUAGAAUCAGUACUGUGAUAACAUACUUUUUCGACUUCUGAGUAUGACUCAGCAUAGUUAAGAUUAUGGAGCCGAAGCCCCAAAUGGUUGAAUCUUAAAACACAGUUAAUAUUGUGUAAUAAAGUUUAAAAGAACUUGAUUUUUUGAUCA
This is a messenger RNA of Lotus japonicus, 871 nucleotides long. RefSeq lists its product as uncharacterized. The coding region runs from base 59 to 739 and encodes 226 amino acids. The record is from RefSeq and is a predicted model, not a curated record. NCBI's taxonomy places the organism in Eukaryota, Viridiplantae, Streptophyta, Magnoliopsida, Fabales, Fabaceae. The transcript is spliced from 7 exons.